Drosophila busckii is the source of this 4025-nucleotide messenger RNA. RefSeq lists its product as uncharacterized. The record is from RefSeq and is a predicted model, not a curated record. The transcript has 7 exons. Gene Ontology annotation, biological process: regulation of gene expression. Gene Ontology annotation, cellular component: nucleus. Bases 242 to 3850 code for a protein of 1202 amino acids. NCBI's taxonomy places the organism in Eukaryota, Metazoa, Arthropoda, Insecta, Diptera, Drosophilidae.
GUUUCUGUGCUGCAAAAUUAAUAAAAUUUGUGUUGUUUUGUGCGGCUUAGUGUCCUUUAAACGUUUUAUAAAAACAAUAACAACAACGUCAAUAACAAUAACAACCACCUGCCAGUGCCAAGCAAAAACUAUGUAAAUUGUAUCCUCUGAGAGCGCAAGAGAGAGAAAGAGAGCAAGAGCAACCCAGUUGUUAACAUUCCACAAAACAUAGAAGACCCAAGACCACGAAGAACAACAACAAAUGACUGAAGUUGAUGUCGUGCUGCCGGAGGGCGUUGCCGAGCCCACAAACAAGCUACUCGCCAAAGGUGCCACGACGACAGUGACAACAAAGGAGCAGGAAGAAGAUAAUAGCAGCAGCGAGGAGCAGCCAGAAUCAGAACAACUUGAGAAAGCAGAGCCAGAGCAUGAGUUAGAGGCUGAGCCAGACGAGGUGCUAGAGGCGGUAGAAUUGGCUACAGGGAAGCAGCAAGCUGAGGCGGAUGCAGCGCUGCUAGCGAAAAAAGCCAAUAUACUUGGAGAUGAAUCAGUGGCAAUAGAUGAUGAUGUAGUUGAUGAGCCGACAAAGCCUGAAGCUGCAGAGGAGGAGGAGGAUGAGGCCAUGGAAGUAGAUGAAGCAGACGCUCAAUUGGAGGCUAAGACAACAGACGAAUCAGAGGAGUGUGACUCACAGCUAACCAGCGACAGUAGCACAGAGAAUGGCACCAGUACCAGUAAAGGUACGCCAGUUGAAGGCGAAGGUGAUACAGAGGAAGAUGAUGAGGAAUCGGAGGAGGCGACUACUAAUGGUGAUCAUGAUGAGCUCGAUGCAGAGAAAAUAGGCAGCACGGCGGAAAACAGUUGUGAUGCUGAGGAUCCUUUGGGUGCAGUCACGCAGCCAGAUACAGAGUCUGAGGAGUCAUUACUAAAGCAAAAGUCUAGCCCAGUAGAAGAAGAAGAGCCAGAAGAGGAAACCAACACGGCCAAGACACUGAGUGACUCUGAGCCCGAAGCAGAGCCCGUGAAACAACAAAAUGGCUUUACUCCCAGUCCAGCGACAGACGAAGAUGAGCAGCAGCAACAGAAUACAGCGGCAGUGCCGGAGAUGGCCAAGUCCAAUGGUCUGGCCAAUGCGGCUGAGGAGGCUAACAAUACUAAACCCAUGUCUGUAUCUGAGGGUGUGGUAAAUCUGGAUGAAGACAGCGAUGAGGAUAUGCCCGAGGCUAAGCAAAAAGUCAGCGGCACUGAGUCUUCCGAUGAUGCUGUGCUCAUACCCUCAGACUCCGAGUCUGAGGCAGCAGCGCCACCGUCGGCGAGCAAAAAGGUUGCACCCACACCAAUUGCCGCUGCACCACCUGCUCCUGCUCCUGCCCUCGAUGAUGAUGAUGACGACGAUGAUGAUUGUGUGGUCAUUGAGGAUGAUACACCGCCCAACAGUUCGCCAUCCUUGCACAAGCGUAAAGGUGAUUUCGAUGAUAUGCAGCACAAUAGCAAACGUCAGCGCAGUGGCACGCCCUCCGGCUUGAUCAUUGGCGGCGGAGGUCUGGGUCAGCUGACCAUUAAAGAUGCGCGCUCAUUGAUGCCACAGGAUCUGGCGACAGCUGGUGGCGCUGGCAUCUACCCUGUAACCAUAACAAAUGCCGUCACCGGCCUAGCCACCAAUUUGGGCAACGUGCCGCCCAAGCUGGUGCCGAUGGCAGGCUUAAAUGCUGCUGUAUUAACGCAACCGCUGAAUCCACCUACACUUGGUCUGCCCAGCAUGACGAACAAUGCAAAUCUGUUGCCCGGACUCACGGACGACAUGUUCGUGCUGGAGGCGCCCUCGUUCAUAGUGCCCUACAUCUAUGAGAAGCCGCCGAAUGAGAAUAUACGCGAAGUCAUCAAGUCUAUAGAGACAACGUAUGGCUUAUCGCCAGAGGAUUUGGCUGCCACAGAUAGAGUGGACGAGUUUGACAUGAUGACAGAGCAGAAUAAGGAGGGCAAGCCGAAUGCAGGCGACGAGCAGUCGGGUAAGAAGAAGAAAAAGCGUGGUGAUGAUGAAUCCUGGUCGGAGCAAUCAGAUGACGACGAUGACGAUGAGGACGACGAGGAUUCAGAAGGCGGUGUGCGCACCAAAGUUCUCAUCAAGGAAGCCAACGAUGAUCUAACCGCGCUCAAAGGUGCCAUCAAGCCUGCCGCCGCCUUGGCCGCCAGCACCAAUGCCGUAUCCAAGCCUGGCCAGGAGAACUACUUUGAGAGUCCCCUUGGCAAAUUUUUCAUGGACAUUGGUGUCGGCCUGGUGCAGGAGUAUGUGCAGGCAGAUCUCUUGCGUUUGCAAAAACGCAAAAUGCGUAAAUCUCUGACGCGCGAUCCCAAGGAUUUCGAAAUGGCCAUCAACGCGCUCAGUGGCAAUCUGCAGGCCUCAAAGACAAAGAAUGCACCCUUCAAGUUCACCAUGAAACGCUGUGAGUUCUGUAACUUCAAGUCCGAAUCGGCCCUGUCCAUGGCCAAUCACUACGAGACGCCGCAUAUGAACGGCGUGCUCUACAAGUGCAACUUCUGCACCUUUGAGAUACGCAACGCCACUGAGAUUGUCUACCACAUGGAGGCGGUGCAUAACAUCAAGGCGCGCUUGAUCAAGCCGCUGCCGUAUCAUCAGUGCCCCAACUGUGGCUUCGAGGACAACGGCAAGGCCAAGCUGGCGCGCCAUCAACCUGUCUGCGCCAAGAAGUUUCGACCCGAGCUCAAUCUGGCGCCGCCCAAUGACUGGGAAGCGCCCGCCAAAAUACCGCGCAUCAAGCCCAGGCAUGGCUUGGUCGGCACAGCGACUGCUUACCAGGCCAUGGCUGCGCAGGCUGCUGCCCAGAAGGCCGCUUUGGCCACCAUCCAACAACAGCAGGCCGCCGCCCAGGCGCGUAAUUUGCAAGCUGCUGCUUUGGCCGCACAGAAUGCGGCCAAGAUGCGUCAACGUGCCCCACAGCUGCCCAAGGUUCAACUGCCCACUGCCAAUAGCAUGCUAAGAAAUCCGUCGCCAGUGCGUGGCGCCAACAAUGCGUCACUUGCACUGCCCAACAGCUAUCAGCUGGCGGCGGGACAGUUGGUGCAGCAAGCAUCGAAGAAGCCGAUUGCUGGUCAGCCGAGCAUCUCCAUAACGCCACUACCUCGUCAAAGUGCUAGCGUCAGCGGUGCUGGCGCUGGUGCCUCGUCUAGCAAAAUGCCACAAACGGCGCCAGCGGGCAUGAAGCCCGGACAAAAUCCCAGCGGCGGCAACAACAAGGCGCAGUUUGUUAUAUGCGAAAUAUGCGAUGGCUACAUCAAGGACCUUGAGCAGCUGCGCAAUCACAUGCAGUGGAUGCACAAAGUGAAGAUACAUCCCAAAAUGAUCUACAAUCGUCCGCCAUUGAAUUGCCAAAAGUGUCAGUUCCGCUUCUUUACGGAUCAGGGACUCGAAAGACAUUUGCUUGGCUCACAUGGCUUGGUUACAAGCUCCAUGCAGGAGGCAGCCAACAAGGGCAAAGACGCCGGCCGUUGUCCAGUUUGCGGACGCAUGUACCAAUGGAAGCUGCUGAACCACGUAUCGCGCGAUCAUCAUAUGACCCUGAAGCCCGCACAUUUAUCCUACAAAUGCACCGUCUGCACGGCUACCUUUGGCAUGUACAAACAAUUUGAGACGCAUGUGUAUACGGCGCAUAGCACGGUGGCGCGCAAGGCCAUGGACAGCAAGAAGAACAGCGCAGCACAGUCGAGCAGCAGUGGCAGCAAUCGCAGUGCGCUAAGCAGCGCCAACGAUUCGCUGUUAAAGCCGCUGAAGAUCAAUGAUGAGAUCACUAUUAUACCACAGCCCGCAUCGAAGCCACGCAUCACAAAUAUGGAGAGUCAUGUUAUAGAUUAAAUGGCGCGCCUUUUGCUGGAUUCAACCAAAAAACCUAAUCUCGCAUAGUUUUUGGUUUAAGUUUUAGUUUAAUGUGUCGACACACCGAUACAUGCGUAUUUAGAAUUGCUAGUUAAGGACCCCAGCAGAGCAGAGAUCUAUUUGUAUAGAAAAACAACAAAAUCCAACAAAAAAA